AUGGGAUUUUUGAGUGGAGUGCUUGGUGCGGUGAAAAACGAAAAUGAAGUGAUAACUUAUGAUAAUUACAUCACUGAUUCUGAGAAAAAGCUUGAAAAAGUACUAGACACCUUAAAAGAUAAUAUUGGCUCCGGGCGUGAUGGGCUUGCGGCGUCUGUCGCCGCGGUGAAGGCGUGGCUGGAGGGGUAUGAAGGUGAAUUAAAGGAAAGAACAAAUAAUGUUAAAAAGCCAGUUAGAGAAAUGAAAACGCUAAUUGAGCGUGACGGAACGUUAAUUGUGGAAGAACAAGAUAACGAUCUCAAGAAGCAAGUAGGGGACUGGACUCAUCGGGCCAAGCUGUACAUAGAGAAAGCCUCAAAUGCCGAUAAGGCAUUAGAAGACAUCGACUCCAAACUGAAAGAUAAGUUGAAAUGUUCAAUUAAUAUGCUGUUGCAGGCAACGAAGACUUUCAAGGCGGCCGCAGAGAAUGGAGACUUGUAUAUAAUCCAUGAAACGCUUAGGAACGUCUGCAAUGAGACCGUUGAUCAAAUUACAUCCAUAGCGAAUGUGAAAUGUAAAUACCUCACAGAUGAUUUAAAACAAAAAAUUAGCUCAUUUAAUGGCCACCUGUUUGCCUUACAAUCGAAUCAUUUUGCUGAGUUGGAAACGUCCGUGUACAAUCAGCUUCAGGAUGCAUUAGACACUGUAAACGGUGGAAUCGCAGAGCUAGAGAAGAAAUAUAAAGGUGAAAUAGUCGACGAACUGAAAUCUAUUCUGCAACAAGUAAUACAUAUUAAGGAUAAGGUUAAUGCAGAGAAGCAGACGCUUGCAGAGCAGGUGAGUAGUAUGGUUCAGCGGAUGGAUGCGCUUAAAAAUGUCAAACAUAAAAUUAAGGUACCGAAAGAUGUAAAUACGUUCAAGGACGACAGCCAUAGCGAUGGAUGGAGGUUGGCAGAAAUCGCAGAGCUUAAGCAAAAAAUUGUAAGUGCCAUGCGAACGCAUGUUGGAGGUGAGAUUCUCCAACAGAUUCAAGAUAGUGUUGAUAACAUCAAGGGAAAUGGUAGUUCAUAUGAAGGUCUUGCGGGUAUUAGAAAACAAGCAGUGGAUAAUUACGCCAGUAGAUUCACAAAAAACGGUACCGAAAAAGGUCAGUUUGGUGAAGUCGUAGAAGAAUGGUUGACCGAGAUUUUGCAGAGUAAGCCCGUUAUCGCAGCGCUGGGUCAAUAUAUAAAAGGGUCAUCGACUGCUGAUCUAGGCUCUAUAUUCAAACAAGGAGAUGUACUGCCCGCUGCAAAAACAAUUGUUGGUCAGAUGCAGAAGGAAAUUCAAGCAGCCACUGCAGCGGCUGUUGUGACCAUGGGAGACAGUACAGAAAUAGAAAAGCAUCUAGAUGCUGUUCAACAGGCCUGCGAAACAUUUGCGCGGACGCUUGGUGAAAACAUCAAGGGCCAGUUUGAAAUUGGGGGACUUUCUGGGAAGAUAGCUACUGAGAUUGAGAGCGUCUUUUUACCUGGUACUCAUUCACAUGUUAGGAAACAGAAUGAACUGAAAUUAGCAAUCCGUAUCAUUCUUUACCAGCUCGUAGGUGCGGCUAGGCAAGCAGGCAAGGAGCUUUAUUCGUUCGUAGACAACGAGGAAUCCGAAUAUAAUCUUGGCAGAAACGUGAGCGUUUCUCUUAAAACUGCUACCGAACUAGCAAGUGGCAUAUCAGAAGCCAUAUCCGCGUCCACAAAUUCAGGCGCUAUCAACUAUAGCGACAGCAGUAUUGCGCAAGGUGUGACAGACAUCGAGAAGCAAGUCAAUACGCCCACUGUUGACAAUCAACUCGGCUUGCUGCUCUACGAAACUGCCAUUAAGGGUAUUUUCACGUUCCAGGAGGAAGUGAUUAAGAUUGUUGGCAGUGAACUCACAACUGUCAGACAACCCCUUCAAGCUGCUAAAGAAACGUUGGAGGGAAUUAAAUGGGAGCUAUCCGAACUCCAGAGUGAAGAGGAUACCAUGUUGAAUAUAGGGGUUGUCAAUGGUAAGUCCAAGCUAGAAAAGCAAUCUGUCGAGCUGCACCAAAAGAUCAACAAAUUUUUAGACUCAACUAUUGGCACGGACGUAAAUCAUGGUGUCUACGCAGAUUUGGCAACGUUGAAGAAACAUAUUCAGUUACUUCAUACCGCCGUUGCGACUGUCAAGGAGAAGCUAAAAUCUGUCUACCAAGAAAUUAAUAGUUGUAUAGACAAAGCGGAAGAACUUUAUAACGCAGCAGUUGAAGUGACACAAAGAGUUUUUACUCAUUUGCGUGCAACUGUUAACGCCGAACUGGACUCAGCCUCCAAAAGAAUGCAAAAUAGGGCCGAAACGCUCUAUACCAGGACGAAGAAAAGAGAAAUUGCUGCAUUACAAAAAGUAGUUGAAACUCAUUUCGAAGUUAUUCUGCGAGUCAUUGAAGAUGACCAAAACGAUAGAGUGAAAGGUUUCCUUGCCAAAUUAGGAAACCAAUUUGUUCGUCCACAUACGAGCGUUUUCCCCUCACCUUCCCAGCCGGAUAAAUCAACAGCGAAGACGUUGUCGACCUAUGCUGCCACAUUAAUUCAUUGGUUCAAUGAUUUGUUCCUCGAUUUGUAUACGCAACGGCAAGUCAAACUAAAACGCUCCCACGUCGAACAUUCCAGGGAGGCAUUGCAGAAAUUGCUAACCGCUCUUGCAUCUUCACAACAUUUUAAUAAUGAGUUCGCUGUUAAUCUUUCUUCCUUCGAAAUUAAAUUGUCCGAAUUCCAUGCCGACACGUACAAAGAUAAUGCUAAGGAUGUCCUCGCCCCCCUCAAGGCCGGCCUCUCCAACUUCACCGAGCAACUCGGCCACGCGUACGUGAACAGGUACUCGGGUCAAAAAAUCAUUAAGUUGACUGAAGAAAGAACUAAGGAAGUCGAACAAGAUGGUAUCAAGAAAACAAUUAAAUUUGAUGAUUUAACCCCUGAGGGCCGCAACUGCGCCAAGGUCUGCCUGACGAUAGUGGAGAUGGUGAGUGAGGAGUUAGUGCUUUUAAGCAGAGGUUGUUUCUCAUAUAAAGAUAAACAAAUCAAUAUAUAUGAUAACAAUUUAUUCGGUAAUUGGUUCAAGGAACGUGGUUUCACAGUUACAUCUACAGCAGGCAAGCAGACCGGUGAGUUGCAGGACAAGAAAGAAAUAAACGGUAAUACAAUUUUCAACAAGUUUCUGAACUCGAAUAUCGUAGAAGCUGCCAAAAACGCUACACUAAAAAAAUUGAAGGCAGAGGGUAUUAGUAAGAAGAUUAGAUUCGUUAACAUGAAAGUUGCCGAAGUCAGCCUGCUCGAUAUACUGACCUUGCUUCGUUUGGCGCAAAAUGACUACUAUCUCGUGUGUCACCAUAACACCCGUCCCAAUCCAAAGGCGCCUAGUAGCGUAAAAGAUAUGCUAAAGUGGCUGGCAGGUCUUCCACAUGAUCCCAUGUAUCUGCCAUUUCGUAUGUACUUCAAACAAUUGUUCCCUAAGCCUAAAAACGAUGAGAGAGAUAAUGCAGUUAUACCGUCAGCUCAGCUGCAAUUAGCAGCGCAUCCUAACAUAACAAUUGGCCCAAACGACUUAGCAACCAAUGUCUUGACAAACGUUUGCGGUUACUCCCAGGAUACGUUGAUUGCCAUCCUCGGACACGGCCACGAAGGUGGCAGGUACGCGUGUGAAUUUAAAACAAAUGCCGAUAAUUUCGAUUAUCCAAGCAACGCUGCUUCGUGUUUCGAUAUGUUCGUGGAUAUAUUGCGUCGAGUCUACGACCAACUUUAUUUCUUAUUAAUCCAGUGUCAACGCAGCUCAGAAGCCAAUAGCUGGCGCGAAUGCUGGUACGGCAGAGGAGUCGCAGGGUCAUCGUGGCAGUGCAAUACUAAACAAUGUGCUAACCAAGCAUGCCCCCAAAUAGCUGACCAAAACGCUAACCAAAUCGCUAACCAAAUCGCUAGGCAAACGUGUGACCAGCACCCUAACUGUGGCCUUAAGUCGCCGUUGCAGUCGUUCCUCGAAGAUGGUUUGCAAGGUUUCCUCCCGCAUUCAUUUAAGAAACCUGGAUGCAAACGUGAAUGUACAGUGAGCAAUCACCGUGGCAUCGCGUGUAAGACACCAAUGGGAUUCACGGACAUUAGUGAUACGGCAUCGCAUACUCAGAAAGGUGACCACAUUCUAAAAGUGCUGCAAGGGUUCUGCGGUGAUACGGAGAGACCACUCACCAAAAUGUGUAGUUACUUGAUCUGCCUAUUGCAACAACCCCCGGAGACUCUUGGCGAUAUGUUUGCCUUUUACUUUAAUUUGUUGAAAGACUGGGAUAAGAGGGAGACGCAUAAGCGGAAUGCGUUUAACGAAGCUGUCAAAAAGGCGUACUUCGGAGUUACGUAUGAAGACUUGGAAUUAUCAUCGCUGUUUGGUCCUACUCAUACGCAGAAGCACGAUAACUGUGAUUUGUUCAGUCUGGUUUGCGGCGGUGACACGAAAUCAGUGGCUACCUGCGGCCGUUACCUACAGCCAUUCGGCAUUAACACUUGGGUCAUAUUUUCGGAAAGGUAUGCCGACAAAUACCUUUCAUGGAUUGUCUAUCUAACGGAAACAUUCUACAGUCUACUCGACCAAUUGUACAAAGAAUGUUGCAAAAAUUGCGACACACCAGGAACUCGCUGCCACAGCAAACUCUGCCCUAAAACGUGUCCAGUCAAAUACACCACUGACCAAACAGCGUCAACUGCGACAUCCAAUGUUCAUCACACUGAAAACUGUAAACCGAUCUCUCGCUGCCCGUUCACACGUCCCACUUUCUGCAAAUAUGGGUUCGUUUUCAAAAGUCUAUCAAACAUGAGCGGUGACAAUGGCGAAGAGACGAUGCGUACCUGCAAAGAUCUAUGUAACGCACUGAAAAAUGUGCUAAGCGAUAAAGUCAGUGACAAUGCUCCACUCGCCGUAUUGGUAUAUCGAACCAUACCCGAAUUCCUCUUCAAAAUUCGGGAACCCUUCAUCUGGCUCAAUGUCGCCCUCUGGCUCCUUUCCCUCCUGUACCUCCUCCACAUCAUGGUCAUCCGCCUCGACCUCCUCCACAUCAAAUCGCACUUACGUAGUCCCUCGAGUCAUAGGAUAGCCGCUCAAUCACUACUCGCCGCCGCACGUGUUAAUAAGCUUAACAGGGUGUUUUAUCUGCAACCAUAA
Babesia bigemina is the source of this 5172-nucleotide messenger RNA. RefSeq lists its product as hypothetical. NCBI's taxonomy places the organism in Eukaryota, Apicomplexa, Aconoidasida, Piroplasmida, Babesiidae. The transcript has a single exon. Bases 1 to 5172 code for a protein of 1723 amino acids. The record is from RefSeq and is a predicted model, not a curated record.